Messenger RNA from Lottia gigantea (owl limpet), 2400 nucleotides. RefSeq lists its product as hypothetical. The record is from RefSeq and is a predicted model, not a curated record. Bases 1 to 2400 code for a protein of 799 amino acids. Gene Ontology annotation, molecular function: protein binding. The transcript has a single exon. Lineage: Eukaryota; Metazoa; Mollusca; Gastropoda; Lottiidae.
AUGUCUCGACCGAAAAGUUUCCGACGGAAGAAGGAAGAGAAGCCACCCCCUGCUACGGGACCCGGAAGUAAAAUUAUUGCUCUACCGGAACCAUUGAAGAAGGGUCAUAUUAAAAGACUAGGGGAUGGAAAGAAGGUGUUUUUAUCGUUCGGAACGGCCAAUAUGAAGACACUACCAAUCGAAAUCUACGACAAUGAGGAACUUAGUUUAUUAUCGGUGAAAUUCAAUGCUGAAAAUAAUCGAUUAAAACGAUUGCCGAAAUCGAUAUCGAACCUUCAUAACAUGGAGAAUAUCAAUAUCAAGAAUAACAAUCUUUCCACUUUCCCUGGUUCCAUCGCCAAGAUGAAAAAACUGCAAAUUCUGGACAUUACGAAUAAUAAUAUCAAAAAAUUACCACCUUCUAUUCACAAAUCUACAGCUCUUCAUACAGUCUACGCUUCUAAAAACAGAUUACGCACCUUGCCCAAAAAUAUCGGAAAAUCAAACUCGUUGUCACACGUAGACGUAUCGUAUAACAUUAUCCGUACGUUUAAAAAGGGCGUAUACGACGUUCCAGCUUUUGUGAAUUUGUGCGGGAACAGAAUCAGUGAAAUACCAGCAGUAUCAGUGAAAAAACCUCAAAUUAAAAAACUGGAUUUAAGUCACAAUACCAUCGCUUUUAUACCCGAUUCUAUUAGUAAACUUCAGUGUUUGACAUAUCUAGAUCUAUCCCAUAAUAAUCUAGAUGAACUUCCGCCUCAGAUUGGUCAGGUGAAAUACCUUCAUUAUCUGGACAUUUCCAACAACAAACUGAAAGCCUUGCCAGACGAGAUCUGCCAUCUUGGUUACGCAUUGGAUACAUUUAAAGUUGCUCAUAAUGAAAUUGCGGUUCUUCCGGACGACAUCUGUCGACUGAAGAAGCUGAAGUUACUCGAUGCUUCACACAAUGAGAUCGAGUUUCUACCAACCAGUACGAAAGAGAUGCACACCCUGCUUUCUGUCAAUGUGUCUCACAAUAAACUCAAAUCCAUGAAGUUUGCAGUAACUCUGACAGCACUGGAACAUUUAUACGUUGGUGGUAACGCCAUAGAAGUUGUACCUAACGAAAUCAAGGAUAUGAAGGCAUUGCUCACUCUGGAUGUUUCUGAAAAUGGAAUCCGGGAAAUUCCCGAAUGUGUCGGACAUCUGAAAGCAUUGAAAAAGCUGAAUAUUUCUAAAAAUAAGAUCACCAUUUUACCGGAAACUCUUGGAGAAGAUCAAGUGCUGACAUAUUUGGACAUUUCGUACAAUCGUCUGGCUAAACUACCACAAGACCUCAGAAAGGUUCGUAAUCUGGAGGUUUUCCAUAUGAGCCACAACGAAAUCGCCGCCAUGCCGAAAUCAGUCGAGUUCUUGUAUCAGAUAUAUUCUUUGGAUGUUUCUCACAAUGGCAUGACUGAAUUACAUCUUCCACGAACGUUGGCGUAUCUCAACUUGUCCAACAACCCUCUCACCGUGAACCCUACUGAUCUAAAAUCACCGUUAGUGGUAGUUGGCGAUAAGGAACAUCUUAAAGUCCUUAAAGAACUUCAGAUCACAGAACUUCAGCUGGACGAGAUCCCACCCGCCAUCUUUAAUCUCAGAUUCCUGGAACAUUUAGACGUUUCUAAAAACCAAAUCAAAAGUUUGACGGAUAAUAUCAAGAGAUUGAAAAGACUUCAGAAGUUGAACGCCAGCCAUAACGAAUUAACGGAAGUUCCCAUUGUCAUUGACGACCUGAAGAAUCUCCGCCAUCUUGACGCCUCUCAUAACAAGAUAGCUGCAUUUCAACCCCGAAUCGUCAAGCUGUUUUCUCUAGAAUAUCUGGACAUGUCCCACAACAAGAUGACACUGUUAACAGACGAUUUCGGCGAGUUGAAUAAGCUCAUGAAGAUGGAUUUUUCCCACAACGAGUUACUGACCUUUCCUAAAGAUCGUGUUGAUGUUCUUGCGUCGCUACGAGAGUUGGAUGUCUCACAAAAUCACAUCGACGCCUUCUCUGUAGACUUUCCUUACCUCUACAGACUACAGAUUCUCAAGGCGGCGGGAAAUGACCUAAAAGCCAUGCCGAAAGACAUCAUCAAAAUGCAAUCUUUGGAAAUUCUCGAUAUGUCAGAUAACAUCAUCGAAUCUCUGCCAGAGAGUAUCUGCAAACUUCCAGCCAUCAAAGAAAUAGACGUUUCUGACAACAGACUUAUGAAUGGCUUCCCUAAAAAUUUCCCUAAAUUGACGCAGAUGUGUUCGGUGAAGGUAGAUCAACAGUCGAAUUAUAAAUCCAGGGUAGAGCGAGAUCGUCCUAAACCCCCAGAGGAUCCCAAGAGCAGCCCCAAAGGAAAGAAGAAGAAAAAGACCCCUAAAGGUUUCCGGCAGUCCAAAACUGGUUACAUGUCAGCGCCAAUGUAG